Molecule: messenger RNA, 375 nt
Organism: Acanthocheilonema viteae
Lineage: Eukaryota; Metazoa; Nematoda; Chromadorea; Rhabditida; Onchocercidae
Source: the annotation of a GenBank genome assembly
AUGAUCACAGGGUUAAUUCAAGGAGUAUUAGCAUUACUAACUAAUACCUGGCAUACUUGGCUUAUAUGGCGUAUGCGAUUGCCCACAACUAUAACACCUAAUAAUGUAGCAUUACCGGUAUUAAAUAUUGCCGCUCUCAGUUCUUUAUUUUGGAUUAUAAUAUCGAUUAUUUAUGAAUGGUCUGAUUUAUGGUAUGAGAAAAGUUUGCUUCAACGAGUGCCAACAUUACCAUUUGCCGAAAUACGAAUAUUAUUGUUAAUUUCUAUUGCUAUUCUCAUCAAUUGGUUACUUCUUUAUACAUUAUAUCGGGCAUUUACCGAAAACAAGAAUGGUAUCGCUGGUAUACUUUUGAAAAGUGAUGACAAAGCAGCAUAA